CCCUUUGUGGGCCCGAUCGCUCCCACAUCUGGGCGCCACCGGGCCGGGCCGGGUUCCCUCCCGGAGGCGCAGCCCCAAGCAAGGCCCGAGAGUCCAGUUUGGAACCAGCCCCCCGGGAUGCAGUAGCGGCCGCUGCGCGGAGGCCGCCGCCGAGCAGCUGCAGCCGCCGCCACCGGGCAGGCCCCGCGCUGGCUCCGUGCGCCAUGGUCACCCACAGCAAGUUUCCCGCCGCCGGGAUGAGCCGCCCCCUGGACGCCAGCCUGCGCCUCAAGACCUUCAGCUCCAAGAGCGAGUACCAGCUGGUGGUGAACGCCGUGCGCAAGCUGCAGGAGAGCGGCUUCUACUGGAGCGCGGUGACGGGCGGCGAGGCCAACCUGCUGCUGAGCGCCGAGCCGGCCGGCACCUUCCUCAUCCGCGACAGCUCGGACCAGCGCCACUUCUUCACGCUCAGCGUCAAGACCCAGUCGGGCACCAAGAACCUGCGCAUCCAGUGCGAGGGGGGCAGCUUCUCGCUGCAGAGCGACCCCCGCAGCACGCAGUCCGUGCCCCGCUUCGACUGCGUGCUCAAGCUGGUGCAUCAUUACAUGCCGCCUCCGGGCGCGCCCGCUGCGGCCUCCGAGCCCCCCGAACCUUCCACAUCCUCCUCCUCCUCUGCGGGGGCCGGGGCCGGGACCGAGGAGGAGCCGGAGCAGCCGCCUCCGGGGACGAACACCCAGCCCAGGAGGGCCUAUUACAUCUACUCGGGUGGGGAAAAGAUCCCCCUGGUCUUGCGACGGCCGCUGUCCUCCAACGUGGCCACGCUCCAGCAUCUCUGCAGGAAGACGGUCAACGGGCACCUGGGCGCCUACGAGAAGGUCACUCAGCUGCCCGGGCCCAUCCGGGAGUUUCUGGACCAGUACGACGCCCCGCUCUAAGGAGCCCCG
Messenger RNA from Suncus etruscus (white-toothed pygmy shrew), 923 nucleotides. It is a transcript of the gene SOCS3, whose product is annotated as suppressor of cytokine signaling 3. Gene Ontology annotation, cellular component: phosphatidylinositol 3-kinase complex. The record is from RefSeq and is a predicted model, not a curated record. Gene Ontology annotation, molecular function: 1-phosphatidylinositol-3-kinase regulator activity. Gene Ontology annotation, biological process: intracellular signal transduction; phosphatidylinositol phosphate biosynthetic process. The transcript has 2 exons. Lineage: Eukaryota; Metazoa; Chordata; Mammalia; Eulipotyphla; Soricidae. Bases 204 to 914 code for a protein of 236 amino acids.